AUGCCGAAGCAAAUCCACGAGAUCAAGGACUUCCUUCUGACAGCGAGAAGGAAGGAUGCUCGAUCUGUGAAGAUCAAGAGAAGCAAGGACAAUGUCAAGUUCAAGGUCAGGUGCUCUAGGUACCUCUACACGCUCUGCGUCUUCGACCAAGAGAAAGCCGACAAGCUUAAGCAGUCUCUUCCUCCAGGUUUGAGCGUUCAAGACCUUUGA
Molecule: messenger RNA, 210 nt
Organism: Microthlaspi erraticum
Lineage: Eukaryota; Viridiplantae; Streptophyta; Magnoliopsida; Brassicales; Brassicaceae
Source: the annotation of a GenBank genome assembly